This is a messenger RNA of Rhopilema esculentum, 1905 nucleotides long. Its product is annotated as cathepsin L-like peptidase. The record is from RefSeq and is a predicted model, not a curated record. Gene Ontology annotation, biological process: proteolysis. Gene Ontology annotation, molecular function: cysteine-type peptidase activity. Lineage: Eukaryota; Metazoa; Cnidaria; Scyphozoa; Rhizostomeae; Rhizostomatidae.
AAACAAUACUUUUGACUGAUAGUCAGCCAUGAUAGAAAUGCGACAAGCUGAAGCGACGAAGAUGCCAAAAAUUUGGUUUGUUUUGCUCAUUGCUCAGGCAUCGUCAGUUUUUGGGGUGCCUACCAGAACUGAGGGUAAUGCACCCCUAACUCCUCCAUUCUGGGGUGUCAGGUAUGCAGUGACAGGUGUUCUAAGGCUGCCGUAUGCACAGAUUGAGGAGCCAUUUGCGGCAUGGUUUGAUGGAGUCAAAAACCGAAGCAGGAUAGACUUUUAUGGAGGAAUGGAUGCCGUUAUACAGAGAAGUGACAAAGGAGACUUCGGACAGAUUUUCAAACUAUCACCAAUGACAGACGAAAAAGUAGUCAACAAGAAGUCAUGUUUUCAAAUAAAUGGAACAAAGGAAGGAAAAGUAACGCCACAAGCAUCGCUACCAGAUACAGGCAACUUUCAGUUCACAGGCAUGGUUAGUUACAAAGGACAGUACGUGGAAAGCUGGCGUCUGGUCAACGAGAUGGGCAGCAAAGUGAACACGUAUACUGUAUACGUCACGAAAACUGCACGAUCUCCAGUCUACUAUGAGAUGCUUGGCUUCGAUUCGCUAUACGGCUCACAUUAUGAUGAUUAUAAGAUAACGUAUGAUUCCUACAUGACUGAAUACAAUGAUACGGUGUUCGAUGUUCCGAUCAAAGAUAUCGAGUGCGGGGGUUUCCCAGGACCGGGUCACGAGGCAAACAUUGUAGUCAAUCCGAUGCAAGAAUUCAUUCAUCCAACCAACGAUGAGCAUCUGCAUCCUAUGUUCAGCGAUUUCACAACAAAAUACAAGAAGGAUUAUAUAAACCAGGGAAUCGAUGAAUAUCAUAAAAGAUUGCACAUUUUCAGGCACAACCUGAGGUUCAUUCACUCCACAAACCGUAAAGGACUAACCUACAAAGUAAAAGUCAACCACCUCGCUGAUCAAACCCCCAAUGAACUGCGCAAGUUGCGUGGGAAAAAGAAAUCUGAUGGCAAAUACAACGGGGGCAAAGAAUUCAAGCCAGUACUGAAGCCUCAUGAAAUACUGAAGCCUCAUGAAAUCCCAGAAACAAUGAAUUGGAGGCUGCGUGGGGCUGUUACGCCUGUGAAGGACCAAGCUGUUUGCGGCUCAUGUUGGAGUUUUGGAACAACAGGGACAAUAGAAGGUGCUCUAUUUCUAAAGACUGGAAAACUGGUGCGGUUGUCUCAACAAAAUCUUGUCGAUUGCUCAUGGGGCUUUGGGAAUAAUGGGUGUGACGGGGGUGAAGACUUCAGAUCCUACCAGUGGAUUAUGAAGCACGGUGGUUUAGCGACAGAGGACAGUUAUGGCGGCUACCUCGGAGCGAAUGGGUAUUGUCAUUUCAACAAUAAAGAAGUUGUGAUUGGUGCAAAGCUGACUGGAUACGUAAACAUCACUUCCGGGGACAUGAACCAAUUGAAAGAGGCGAUAGCAAUGAAAGGGCCAGUAUCAGUUGGAAUUGACGCCUCUCAUUUAUCACUGUCUUUCUAUUCACACGGCGUUUAUUACGAGCCAAAGUGCGGUAACACUCCCGACUCGCUGGACCACGCGGUUCUUGCUGUCGGAUACGGAGUGCUGAAUGGGGAGCCGUACUGGCUGAUAAAGAACUCUUGGUCCACAUAUUGGGGAAAUGAUGGCUACGUCUUGAUGUCACAAAAAGACAAUAACUGUGGAGUAGCAACGGCAGCUACUUUUGUCACAAUGUAAAAGUGACAUGUUAUGCUGAGAGCUGCAAACAUUACGAUCAUGAGUUUAAUGUACCGAAUUGAAACAUUCUUCAAUUGAAUCGAAUUUAUACUUUUUGUCUCAAUGUAUAAAUUGAUUUUGAUGAAAAUUAUUUCUAUCAAUCGCAAUCAAAUAUUAUUUCUAACAAA